This is a messenger RNA of Balaenoptera ricei (Rice's whale), 1969 nucleotides long. RefSeq names its product solute carrier family 22 member 14 (gene SLC22A14). Lineage: Eukaryota; Metazoa; Chordata; Mammalia; Artiodactyla; Balaenopteridae. Gene Ontology annotation, biological process: transmembrane transport. Gene Ontology annotation, cellular component: membrane. The transcript has 10 exons. The record is from RefSeq and is a predicted model, not a curated record. The coding region runs from base 1 to 1908 and encodes 635 amino acids. Gene Ontology annotation, molecular function: transmembrane transporter activity.
AUGGCAAAGGAAAACAACUUCAAGGUAGAGUUCAAAUUCCAGCAUCAUCUCAGGGGCUUCCACCGACAUGAGGCAGCAGAAAGCCCCCGUUCCUGUUCUCUGGACAUGCUGUUACGCAGAUUGAGGGCCAUAGAAGCCAAGCAAGAUGAUAAGUUUGCCACCAUCAUGGAUGCAGUAGGGGAGUUUGGCACAUUCCAGCGGAGGCUGGUGGCCCUCACCUUCAUUCCCAACAUCCUGUCUGCCUUUUUCUUGUUUGCUGACAUCUUCGUGUUCACACCACAGAAGCCCUAUUGCAACACCAGCUGGAUACUGGCAGUGGGCCCCAACCUGUCAGAGUCUGAACAGCAGCUGAAUCUGACCUUGCCCCGAGCACCCAAUGGCAGUUUCCUGACUUGCCUCAUGUACUUGCCUGUGGACUGGGAUCUGGAUUCCAUCAUCCAUUUUGGCCUCAACCGCACAGACUCAUGUCAAGACGGGUGGAUCUAUCCUGAGGUCAAGAAGCGAUCACUGAUCAAUGAGUUUGACUUGGUGUGUGGCAAGGAACCGAACCCGGAAAUCGUGCGGAACAUGUACUUGGCGGGACUCUUGACAGGGUCUUUCCUCUUCGGGUUCAUAACUGACAAGCUGGGCCGCCACCCAAGCAUCCUGCUGUCGCUGCUGGGGCUGAUCAUCUUCGGCUUCGGGACAGCCUUUGUCAACAGCUUUCACCAAUAUCUGUUCUUCCGCUUCGGCGUAUCCCAAGCUGCGGUAGGCUACGCCAUCAGCAGCGCGUCUUUAAUCACUGAGUGGCUAGUGGGCAUGCACCGGGCCCACGCCAUCAUCCUGGGACACUGCUUUUUCGCUAUGGGGGUCAUAUUCCUGACGGGACUUGCCUACAGCCUUCCCCACUGGCGGCUGCUGUUUCUGGUGGGUGGGGCACCUGUGUUCCCCCUCAUCUCUUAUAUCUGGAUUCUCCCAGAGUCCCCACGGUGGCUGAUGAUGAAAGGGAAGCUGAAAGAGGCCAAGCAGGUGCUGUGCUAUGCAGCUGGUGUGAACAAGAAGACCAUUCCUUUAAGUCUGCUGGAUAAGCUGCAGCUGCCUGGAAAGAAGGUGACUACGGCCUCUAUCCUGGACUUCUAUAGCAACAGGCACCUCCGCAAGGUGACCUUGGUGCUGUGCAGCAUGUGGUUUGCUAUCGGUUGCAACUAUUAUAUGCUGAGCCUCAGGAUGAGGGAACUGGGAGUGAACACCCACUUCGCACAAGUGAUUCCUGGCAUGAUGGAGGUGCCCGCCCGGCUCUGCUGCGUCUUUCUCCUUGAGCAGCUGAAGAGGAAGCGAAGCCUGAUUCUGACUUUCCUCCAAGGCGCCCUCACGUGCUUCCUUAGCCUUCUGCUCCCCGCAGGGAAGGAUGGCCACAGACUCAGGUGGCCACAUUGUCUGACCACAGAGUUGAAAUCCCCCUUGGUCUUGAUAAUCGUGCUUGGAGAGUUCAGCCUGGCCGCCACGGUCACCGUGUUCUACAUCUACACUUCUGAGCUCCUCCCCACUGUCCUCAGGGCAACAGGUCUGGGGCUACUGACUCUGGUCUGGGCGGCUGGAGGUAUCUCAUCCUUGAUAGUCGUCAACCAGAACAUCGCCAUCUUACCCGUCUUUCUCUGCUGCAUCUCAGCCUUCGUGGCUUUGUUCUUCUGCUUCAAGCUGCCAGAAACGCAAGAUCAGCCCAUCCCUGACAGCCUGGAGCACCUUCCCCCAGAGAGAAGGACCAUGAGCGAGGACAUGUCGAGCGAGGACAUGUUAUGUGACGAUGUGACAGAGGAAGUGGCCAGGAACACCAUUUUCAACGCCACGAUGACAAAUAUGGACCAAGACAGUCUCUCCAACCUGUCUUUGCAAUCUGGAGAAGAGGAAAUAGACAAACAGGAGGACUGAGGGCCAGGCCCCCAGAUGAUCUCGGGCUGGGGUUGAGUGGCAGGAUCUGGGGCUGUGGAUC